Messenger RNA from Abrus precatorius (Indian licorice), 2481 nucleotides. Its product is annotated as putative disease resistance protein RGA3. The record is from RefSeq and is a predicted model, not a curated record. Gene Ontology annotation, molecular function: ADP binding. Gene Ontology annotation, biological process: defense response to other organism. Lineage: Eukaryota; Viridiplantae; Streptophyta; Magnoliopsida; Fabales; Fabaceae.
AUGGCUGAGGCUGUCCUCGACAUUGUGCUUGAGAAUAUCAGCUCUCUCAUUCAGAAAAAACUGGGACUCUUUCUGGGUUUCCAACAAGACUUGGAAAGGCUUGCCAGCUUGCUCUCUACCAUCAAGGCUACACUUGAAGACGCUGAGGAGAAACAAUACUCAAAUAGAGCCAUCAAAGAUUGGCUGCGGAAGCUAAAAGAUGCAGCUUAUGUGCUUGAUGACAUCUUGGACGAGUGUGCCACUGAAGCAUUGCAGUUGGAGUAUCAUGGAGUCACGUGUGGACUAUUAGACACGGUACAAACCUCUUGCUUAUCCUCAUUUCAUCCCAAGCAUGUUGUUUCCCGUUACACGAUUGCUAAGAAAAUGAAGAGAAUAAGAGAAAGAUUAGAUGAAAUUGCCGAAGAAAGGACUAAGUUUCAUUUGACUGAGAUGGUUCGAGAGAGAAAAACUGAAGUCAUUGAUUGGCGUCAAACAACCUCAAUUAUUUCUCAACCUCAAGUUGGAAGAGAAGAAGAUAAGGAUAAAAUUGUAGACUUUUUGGUUGUCCAUGCUUCUCAUUUUCAGGAUUUAUCUGUCUACCCAAUUGUGGGUCUUGGUGGACUUGGAAAAACGACACUUGCUCAACUCAUUUUCAAUCAUGAGAGGGUGGUCAACCACUUUGAGCUGAGAAUUUGGGUAUGUGUUUCUGAAGAUUUCAGCUUGAAGAGAAUGACAAAAGCUAUCAUAGAAGCAGCAUCUGGGCAUGCCUGUGAGGAUUUGGAUCUAGAGCCGUUGCAGAAAAGACUUCAAGAUCUGCUUCAAAGGAAAAGAUAUUUGCUUGUUUUGGACGAUGUGUGGGAUGAUGAUCAAGAAAAUUGGCAUAGGUUGAAAUCGGUAUUGGCUUGUGGAGCAAAGGGUGCUUCAAUUCUUGUCACUUCUCGUCUUCAAAUGGUUGCAUCAAUUAUGGGAACAACAUCUCCUCAUGAUUUAUCAAAGCUAUCUGACAAUGACUGUUGGGAGUUGUUUAAACAACGAGCUUUUGAACCGAAUGCAGCAGAAAGGGCAGAGCUGCUUGUGAUAGAGAAGGAGAUAGUAAAUAAGUGGGGAUUGCCUCUUGCAGCAAUUGCACUUGGAAGUCUUUUGCGUUUCAAAAAAGAGGAAAAAGAAUGGCUCUAUGUCAAGGAAAGCAAGCUAUGGAAUAUACAGGAUGGGAAUUUGGUCAUGCCUGCAUUGCGAUUAAGUUACUUGAACUUGCCUGUAAAAUUAAGACAAUGUUUUGCCUUCUGCGCAAUAUUUCCCAAAGAUGAAAUAAUAAGCAAGCAACAUCUAAUUGAACUUUGGACGGCUAAUGGAUUCAUUUCCUCUAAUGAAAUCUUGGACGCUGAAGAUGUUGGUGAUGAAGCAUGGAAUGAAUUAUACUGGAGAUCCUUUUUUCAAGAUAUUCAGAGAGAUCAAUUUGGCAAAGUUACAAGUUUCAAGAUGCAUGAUCUUGUUCAUGAUCUUGCUCAAUCUAUUUCGGAAGAGGUUUGUUGCAUUAAUGACGACAACGGUAUAACUACUCAGGUUGAAAGAAUCCGACAUCUCUUAAUUUACAGGCUAAAGUUAUCUGAUGAGGCCAAGUCAAUUCAGUUGAACAAUUUUAAGUCUUUGAAAACCUAUACAAUGCCGAAGUACUAUUAUGAUUACCAGCUUCCAGUUGACAUAUUAAAAUGUUAUUCUUUGAGGGUGCUUCAGAGGGAGGGACUAAACAGUUUGCUGCCUAAAAUUGGUCAACUAAAAUAUCUAAGAUACUUGAAUAUUUCUCAUGGUGAUUUUAGAACUCUUCCAGAAUCCCUAUGUGAAUUGUUGAAUAUGGAAAUUUUGAAAUUAGACUAUUGCAGUGAUCUUCAAAGGUUGCCGAUUAAUUUGGCACGCUUAAGAGCUCUACAACAUCUAUCUUUGAGGUUUUGCCACAGACUGUCAAUCUUGGCACGUCAGAUGGGGAUGAUGACUUCCCUAAGGACAUUAAGCAUGUAUAUCAUUGGCAACAAUAGAGGGUUCCUUUUGACAGAACUGGGUCGACUAAACCUUAAAGGCAUCAAGCACUUGGAGAGGGUCAAAAGAGUUGGGGAUGCUCAAGAAGCCAAUAUGUCAACUAAGCACCUAAAUUCAUUGUGGUUGUCAUGGGACAGAAAUGAAGAGUCUGAAUUACAAGAAAAUGAUGAGCAGAUUCUUGAAGUGUUUCAACCUCGUACCCAACAACUUCAGACUUUGGGUGUGGAAGGAUAUAAAGGUUCCCGUUUUCCACGAUGGAUGUCUAGUCCUUCUCUCACACAUUUAAAUCGUUUAGAGUUGGAGGAUUGCAAUGAUUGUUUACAACUUCCGCAACUGGGGAAACUACCCUCUCUAAAGAGUCUAUAUGUAUGUAAAAUGAUUCAUAUAAUACAACUAUACGAAGAGUCCUACGAUGGUGGAGCAGUUUUCAUGGCUCUAGAAUUUCUGUUACUUCACUUCCAUUCUUAA